AUGGCAUACUCGAUGAGUCUGGGUCACGAUACCAACAAUAUUGCAGAACUUUUGGGGUUGUUGCAUGGUAUUCGGUUGGUGAAGGAACAAGGAGCAGUGGACCUUGAUGUAGAACUUGAUUUUUGGUUGGUAGUAUACUGGAUAUACGAAAAGAGAUGUAAUACUUGGUAUCUUGAGGAUUUUUUGGAGAAGGUGAUGGAGGUUUUGCAGGGAUUUAAUGUUCAUCUAUCUCAUAUAUUCAGGGAAGGAAAUAAAGCUGCAGACUUUCUAGCUCGAAUGAGGGCAGAAGGGAGGAACGGAAAGUGGUGGUUGGCACAGGAGGUCCCUCCUCUGCUUUGA
Messenger RNA from Carya illinoinensis, 339 nucleotides. RefSeq lists its product as uncharacterized. The transcript has a single exon. Bases 1 to 339 code for a protein of 112 amino acids. Gene Ontology annotation, molecular function: RNA-DNA hybrid ribonuclease activity; nucleic acid binding. NCBI's taxonomy places the organism in Eukaryota, Viridiplantae, Streptophyta, Magnoliopsida, Fagales, Juglandaceae. The record is from RefSeq and is a predicted model, not a curated record.